Rattus rattus (black rat) is the source of this 2415-nucleotide messenger RNA. RefSeq names its product OTU deubiquitinase with linear linkage specificity like (gene Otulinl). Bases 623 to 1663 code for a protein of 346 amino acids. The record is from RefSeq and is a predicted model, not a curated record. Gene Ontology annotation, molecular function: cysteine-type deubiquitinase activity. Gene Ontology annotation, cellular component: cytoplasm. Lineage: Eukaryota; Metazoa; Chordata; Mammalia; Rodentia; Muridae. The transcript has 8 exons. Gene Ontology annotation, biological process: protein linear deubiquitination.
ACUAUCCAGAUGACCACACAGAUGAAAUCAGAGGUUCCAUUCCGAUGAGAGUUUUAUUGCAGUCGGUCACUGGAAUUUUACCCAGUAAUCUGCUGUGGAAGAAAUUAUUUCAAAACAAACCCCAGGAGGUUUGGCCACCGUUCAGAAGUCCUCUUCCUCAUUUGUACUUCAGCAUGUCACAUGCUCAGACAGGCCGUUACCGGGAAUCUCCUAUAUGGCAGAAUACUGCAAGCCCAUCCUUGGAUCCCCGGCUUCUUAUGUUUUUGCCAGGUUGGACCAGGAAUCACGAUGGGCAUCUGAAGCAGCAGGUGUGGAAAGCGGCACCUAGGCUUCUCUGAUUGGCUUUCUUGCCUGUGACGCAAGCUACUCUGCGACCUAUCAUGUUUCCAAGCAGCAAGGGUCACCAGAGCCCACCUGGCAUAGAUCCAAGAAACGAGCGCAUGCCCACACUGCACUGCCGCUCCAAACUCCAUUCGCCCCUUCCCUGCUGGGUCCCCUUCAGGUCACAGUAGCUCAGAUCAGGGAUAGUCAGCUGUCGCUCACACAGGUUCCAUCCUGGAAGCGGGGUGUGAAUUCAGGAUUCGGAAGCCCGUACUUCUGCCGUACAUUGUAAAUCUUGAGCAUGGUAGAGAAAGAUGGAUGCGGCACUGAUCGUGGAAGUGACCAAGUUCACUCUUGGAUACUAGUUCCAAGCCAAGUCCUUCAUGCUGCCUGGAGAAUAGCAAGGGCCUCUGUGAUGACGGCGCUCUCUCUUCUGUCAGCUACCCUCAGCUACUUCAGAAGCCUGUAUUUGUAUUUAGGGCAUCAGCUGAAAUGGUGGAUUGGCUAUCUACAGAGAAAGUUCAAAAGAAACCUCAGUGUGGAGGCAGAAGUAGAUCUACUCAGCUAUUGUGCAAGAGAGUGGAAGGGAGAAACCCCGCGUGCCAGGCUGAUGAGGAAGGCUUAUGAGGAACUCUUCUGGAGGUACCAUGUUAAAUGUGUUCGACCAGUGAAGAGAGAUAACUAUGACGCUCUCAGGUCUGUGUUGUUCCAGAUCUUCAGCCAAGGCCUCUCCUUCCCAUCAUGGAUGAAGGAAAAAGACAUCGUUAAGCUUCCUGAAAAGCUACUCUUUUCUCAAGGCUGCAACUGGAUCCAGCAGUACAGUUUCGGGCCUGAGAAGUACACAGGUUCCAAUGUGUUUGGAAAGUUACGGAAAUGUGUGGAGUUACUAAAACUGCAGUGGACUGAGUUUAGUGGGAUUCGAGAUUACCACAAGAGAGGGAGCAUGUGUAACAGCCUCUUCUCCGACGCCAUCCUGGAGUGUAAACUGUACGAAGCUUUGAAGUUCCUCAUGCUCUACCAGGUCACAGAAGUGUACGAGCAAAUGAAGACCAACAAGAUUGUCCCCAGCCUUUUCAGACUCCUGUUCUCCCGAGAGUCAUCACCGGAUCCCUUGAGCUUCAUGAUGAAUCACCUGAAUUCCAUAGGAGACACGUGUGGUUUGGAUCAGAUCGACAUGUUUAUACUCGGGUAUUCUCUUCAAGUGAAGAUAAAAGUGUUCCGACUGUUCAAGUUUAACUCCAGAGACUUUGCAGUCUACUACCCCGAGGAGCCCCUCAGGGAGUGGCCAGAGAUCUCCCUGCUGACCGAGAAUGACCACCAGUACCACAUUCCCGUCUUCUAAGUCGGCCGUGGACUGAACAUCAGCUCCUCUCAGUGACAGUGGGCAGACUUGCAGAAAAGUGCCUCGGCCAGGGAGAGCUCCGAGACCUCAGAACGCUGGGUGGAGGAGUCACCCACAGGGUGGCUCACCUUCUGUUUCGGUGAUGUUUUUCCCAGCAGCACACAUCUGUGGCUUGGUGGGUUGACUUCGUCCAUGAGGGGUCUGCUGGGUUGGGUCUUUAAAACAUAGGGAAACUUAAUGUGGACAAAAAUCGGAAGGGAAACAGCUAACCUGAGCAGCAGGAGUGUUUUAGUCUCUGAUCUUCAUGUUCUUCCAAAAGACUCUGUGGAUUUGGAACCGUCAUAAAUAAACAGGGCCGAGUUUUACAAGCGUUACCCUCCUGGGAGUCUUUGUUUACUGAUUUUCCAGGACAACCCAAUUAAUGUUAAAAUAUUGUGUGUGUUUCUGUACAUGUGUUUAUAUAUAUACACGUAUAUAUUCAGAGACGCACGUAUACCACCAAUAUCCACCACCAACAUGGUUUGUAAUAUUGUACAGUUUCUUUAUAUCUCUACCCUUUUUUUUGGUAUUCUUGAAUCUGGCCAGCUUAAAUCAAUUUAUUUAAAUAAAAGAAGAUAAAUUGUAUGGAUUUGGGCAACUGUAUAAUUUUCGAGCUGUCAUAAAAAUACUAAGCUAUGGUUUAUGUAAUCUAUAUUUACACAUCCAUUUAAUGAAUGGAACCUUGUGAUUGGCUGAGUAAAAUUCCAGAUACA